GCCGAGGCCGCCGCGGGGCCUGCUUAUCGCCGGUUCAGCGCAGCCCGGAGUCGCCCAGGCCUGAACUCCUCCCCAGAUCCAGGCCCGGGCCCCGAGCCCUCGAGGACGCCAGAGGCCACCCCCCGGGGGUGGGGAGCGGAGCCGCGGGACAGCUCUACGAGCGUCCCGAGCUGGCCUGGCCGGCCCCGCCCCCGCCCCGGGCCAUGGCCCAGCCCUUGUCCCGGCCCCUCAUCCUAUCUCAAUCUCAGCCUUGGCCUCCGGCCACGCCCUCGCCCCGCUUCCCAAACCUGUCCAGGCCCCGGCCAGUGUCCCAGCGAAUGCCCAGGUCCAGGUCCCCGCUCCAACCCCGGUCCCUGCCCCCAGCCUGGCCGCUCUCUCCGCCUCGGCCCUUGUUUCAUCCCUUGUCACAAUUCCCAGCUCAGCAUCUGACCCUGUCCCAUUCCCAGCGUUUGCUUAAGCCCCUGGCCCAGCCCCAGCCCUUGCUUCAAUCUCCAUCACACUCACUCCUUCCAAAACACCUCCUGCCCUUGUUUGAGCCCCGGUGCUCAGUUCAGCGCCACCCAAUAGCUCAGUCUUUUCCCACAUCUCUGUGUUGCCCCAAGUCUCUUCCACUGGGCCCUCGCCUCUCUCAUACUCUGCCCCUCUCCCAGCCUCGACUCAGGUCUGGGCUCCAGCUGCCGCCAGCUCUAUUGCUGCUGUUGCUGUUUUCUGUCCUUGGUCCAGGGGCUGGAGGCCUUUUCCUGACUGAUUACUCCACCUGCUCACCCCGCAAGCUCAGCCCCUUCCGCUCCUUUGCCAGCACUGAGCUCUUCCACUUCCACGUUCCUGAGGAUACGUUCCUGGCUGUUUGGAACCUCAUUAUCUUCAAGGAGCAGGGAGGAACCUUUGGGGACCACUGCCCAGACCAAAGCGUGACUGUGUAUUUCCGAUCUGGAGCACCUCCUGUCAUCAACCCGCUGCAUACACACUUCCCAGCAGACACGGCUGUGCCUGGGGUGUUCUCACUGAACCUCAGCUGGACACUGCCCAACAGAACCUCAGGCAUCUUUAACGUCAGCAGCCCCUUACCUGGGGACUGGUUCUUGGCUGCCCACCUUCCCCAAGCCCAUGGCCACAUCUCUGUCAAGGGUCUCCAGGAUGAGUGUCAGUACCUCCUUCAGCCGCAGCUGAUUGUCCGACGACUGCUGGAUGUGGCUGUACUGGUUCCUGGCCGUCCUUCAGAGCAAACCCUCUCCUCUCAUAAUCGUUCAGCCUUGUACAAGGUCUUUGUGCCAAGUUUCACUUACAGGGUUUCAGCCCAGCUGGUGUGUGUAGGGAGUCGAGGGGCAUCUGUCUGUCCCGUGACACUGCGCCUACGUCCCAAGGCCCCACCCCUUCACAACUCAAGCUCUGUGGCCUGUGGAGGUGCCUCAGUAUGCCAACUGGAGUUGGCCUUGCCCCCCUGGGGCCACUGGGUCUACGUGCGUGUGGAGACACCAUCCCGUGGUCCUGGCAGGACCAUCCGCUUCCAGCUGUGUGUACGGUUACAAGAGUGUCCACAACCCAGCCUGUCCCGUGCCUUGGUCCCUGGGGCUGCCAUGAACAUGCCCCAGUCACUGGGCACCCAGCCAAUGUCCCCAGAGCCACCAUCCCUGGGGACUCCUGUAGAAGGGUCUGGAGCUGUAGCGCCCCCUGAGCACUGCUGGCCAGUGCGUCCCACUCUGCGCAAUGAACUGGAUACCUUCUCCGUCCACUUCUACAUCUUUUUUGGUCCCAGUGUGGCCCUUCCACCCGAGCGCCCAGCUGUUUUUGCCCUGAGGCUGUUGCCAGUGCUGGACAGUGGGGGCGUCCUUAGUUUGGAGCUCCAGCUCAACACGAGCUCUCUGCACCAGGAAAAUGUGACAGUAUUUGGAUGCCUGACUCAUGAGGUGCCCUUGAGCCUGGGGGAUGCUGCUGUGACCUGUUCCAAAGAGUCCCUGGCAGGUUUCCUUCUCUCGGUCAGUAACACCUCCAGAGUGGCCAGGCUGCGAAUGCCAUUCCCACAGACAGGGACCUGGUUCCUGACCCUCCGGUCUCUGUGCGGCCUGGGACCUCGGUUCGUGCGGUGCCGCAAUGCCACGGCUGAGGUGCGGCUACGCACCUUCUUGUCCCCAUGUGUGGAUGACUGUGGGCCCUAUGGCCAGUGCAAGCUGCUGCGCACCCACAACUACCUGUAUGCGGCCUGCGAGUGCAAGGCUGGGUGGCGGGGCUGGGGUUGCACAGACAGUGCAGAUGCGCUCACCUAUGGAUUCCAGCUGCUGUCCACACUCCUCCUCUGCCUGAGCAACCUCAUGUUUUUGCCCCCUGUGGUCCUGGCCAUCCGGAGCCGGUAUGUGCUGGAAGCUGCCGUCUACGCCUUUACCAUGUUCUUCUCCACGUUCUAUCAUGCCUGUGACCAGCCAGGCAUUGUUGUUUUCUGUAUCAUGGACUACGAUGUACUUCAGUUCUGUGACUUCCUGGGCUCCUUGAUGUCCGUAUGGGUUACCGUCAUUGCCAUGGCUCGCUUGCAGCCUGUGAUCAAGCAGGUGCUGUAUCUGCUUGGGGCUAUGCUGCUGUCCAUGGCUCUGCAGCUUGACCGGCAUGGACUUUGGAACCUGCUUGGACCCAGCCUCUUCGCCCUCGGGAUCUUGGCCACAGCUUGGACAGUUCGAAGCGUCCGGCGCCGGCACUGUUACCCACCAACAUGGCGCCGCUGGCUCUUCUACCUGUGCCCAGGCAGCCUGAUUGCUGGCAGUGCCAUCCUACUGUAUGCUUUCGUGGAGACCCGGGACAACUACUUCUACAUUCAUAGCAUUUGGCAUAUGCUCAUUGCUGGCAGUGUGGGCUUUCUGCUGCCUCCCCGUGCCAAGACUGACCACCGGGUCCCUUCUGGAGCCCGGGCCAGGGGCUGUGGUUACCAGCUGUGCAUCAAUGAACAGGAGGAGCUGGGCCUUGUGGGCCCAGGAGGGGCCACUGUCAGCAGCAUCUGUGCCAGCUGAGAGGGGCUUUGGGCCAAGCUCUGAGGGGAUAUGAACCCUGCAUAGGGUUCCUCCUAGGGCUGUGGAGCCCACCUAGGUACAAGGGAUAAGUUGUGUUUUUUAAUGACACAGUCUUUCUCAAGGAUGACUGUUUUCAGGGACCAGGAGGCUUUCCUAAGACAUGGAGAAUUUCAUAAGAGCCUAGAGUCCUCUGUGUUUUUAGAGUCCUUCUUAAGGAUGAGCUAUGCAGGACACUGAGCCCCUGAGGACCAGGGAGUCCCUAGGGUGUGGAGCCCUUCUUGGUGAUAGGGAACCCUCCUACAGACAUGAGAUACUUCCCAAGGAGACAGAUUUUCAUCAGCAAUGUGUCAUCAGUACAGAGGGAAAAGGAGUCCAUCCUGGAGAAACAAGUCACCAGGUUUUCCCAGUGGCUUAGCAAUAUUGGCCUUGGGCUGCUGUGCUGGGCGGAAGGGCUGCGAGAGAGAGAGAGAGAGAGAGAGAGAGAGAGAGAGAGAGAGAGAGAGAGAGAGAGAGAGAGAGAGAGAGCGAGCGAGCUAGAGCGAGCUAGCUGGGACUGGGACUGCCAGGCAACUGGUGUCCUGAUGUGGUACAGGUAGAGUCUGAUAUGUCUCCAAUGAAGUAUGUGCUGCCUUUAUUUCCCUUGUUGGGGUCAGGGUGUGGGAAAAUGGGGGGAGGAGGACACUGAGGAAAAUUUUGAGAGUGACAGGGACCUUCCUGGAGAAGAUGCUGGAAGCUACUGUCUGUGGUUUCUGCCCCGUGGCUUGUACACAGGCAUCCCUCUCAUCUGGUCCCCGUGCUUAAUUUCAAAUACUCCCUGGUGCCCAUUUCCCAGUUGCUAUGGAUCCUAGUCUGGAGUAGUGAAGAGAGGUGUGUGCAUCCAUGUGUGUGUGUGCUUGCUGUGUAUAUACAGAGAUGAAUUAGUGAGACAGACUUCCCCCAUGACGCCUACACCCACAGAGAAGGAAGCUGAAGUGCCAAUUUGUACCUGUUACUCUAAUUUCAGCUUCAGCUGAAAUUAGAGUAACAGGUACAAAUGUCAGAUGUAGAAGGCACCACAAGAAUGGAGCUACUAUUUUAAGCUUCCUUUUUUUUCUUGCAUGACAGAAAUAAUCUUGUAUAAAUUGAGAUUUUUUUCUUAUUUUGUGUGUGUGUGUGUAUAUGUGUGUGUGUGUGAGAGAGAGAGAGACAGAAAGAGAGAGAGAGAGAGAGAGAGAGAGAGAGAGAGAGAGAGAGAGAGAGACUCUCACUAUUUAUAUAGUUUGUUCUGGCUCAGAUCUCAUGAUCCUCUGGGUCCUGGAAUUAGAGACAUGGACGCCAUACCUGGCAACUGGACUUGUUCUUUUCCCAUGGGUUCAUAGCUGAGUUUUGAGGGUCUUGUCUUAUGCUGAGAUGCUAGAACAUUCUUUCUGGUCCCCAGUAUCCAUAGUUUACCAUAUUCUGAGAGUUCAGUCAACGCAGUUGGUUCCCAGUCAGCAGUCAGAUGUGCUGAGAGGUUUUUGUUCUGUGUGUGUAGCCCCACGUUCCUGCACCCAUGCAUUCUGUGCCACACGAGAUGUUCUUGAUUGGUCACCCAGACACAACAUGAAGCCAGUUCUCUUCUGGGGUCCUGUGCUGGGUUUUACUUGAUAAGGCAAAAGAUGAGUUGUUUUCUCUUUUAAGCUCCGUAGAUGGAGCCAGGGGGCUCUGCUCCUAUCUCUUUAGGCAACCUAAGACAGUGCUCACUUCUUCCCUCCUCCUCAGCCCGUUCACUUGUCAGUCUGGAGAAGGAGCCAGCCUCCAUUUCUACCAAACCUUCCCUCUGUGCCUUAAGUUCUUUCUAUUCUCUUCACAGCCCAAGCCUUUGAAACUCAGAGCCUAGAAAACACCACUUUAUUCUUUACUCUCUGUAAUAAAAUCUCUUUUCUGAGGUACUGAGUACAGAAUAAAGUAGCUGACUGAGUGGCCAGGAGUGAAGGUGUAUAGGCUGGGUGUCCGUUCCUAUAUUAAAAGUGCUAUUCUUGGGCCAGGUAUGGUGGUGCAUGCCUUUAACCCCAGCAUUCUGGGGCUAGGAGCUGGUGAGUUAACAUGAGUGAGAGCCAGCCAAGGUUACAUAGACCCUCUCUUAAAGAAGAAUAAA
This is a messenger RNA of Arvicanthis niloticus (Nile rat), 5112 nucleotides long. RefSeq names its product transmembrane protein 8B (gene Tmem8b). NCBI's taxonomy places the organism in Eukaryota, Metazoa, Chordata, Mammalia, Rodentia, Muridae. Gene Ontology annotation, cellular component: membrane. The record is from RefSeq and is a predicted model, not a curated record.